Ilex paraguariensis (yerba mate) is the source of this 849-nucleotide messenger RNA. The record is from the annotation of a GenBank genome assembly. NCBI's taxonomy places the organism in Eukaryota, Viridiplantae, Streptophyta, Magnoliopsida, Aquifoliales, Aquifoliaceae.
AUGGUGGCAACAGUCCUUUUAAAUUAUAUGAACUUUGUGGACUUGGCAUCAAAUGUUGACAUAUUUGAGAAGAACCACGAUGAGUUGGACAUUGAGUUCUUAGGGAACGUGAAAGGGAAGCCAUGGUGGUUCCAGACGAACAUGUAUGGAAAUGGAAGCACAGCCAUGUAUGGAAAUGGAAGCACAGCCAUGUAUGGAAAUGGAAGCACAGCCCGUGGAAGAGAAGAGAGAUACGGAUUGUGGUUCGACCCGAGCAAGGAGUUUCAUCGGUACAGCAUUCUUUGGACUCCCAAGAACAUCAUAUUUUAUGUGGAUGACAUUCCCAUAAGGGAGGUGGUGCGCAACCAAGCAAUGGGUGGCGAUUACCCGUCAAAACCAAUGUCCUUAUACGCCACCAUAUGGGACGCUUCCACUUGGGCCACCAAUGGCUGCAAAGACAAAGUAGACUACCAAUUCGAACCCUUCUCUUCGGAGUUCAAAGCCCUUGUCUUCGAAGGCUGUCCGAUGGACCCCAUCGAGCAAGUCCCCUCCAACAACUGCACUGGCCGGACUGCCAAACUGGAGGGGGCAGAGUACGCCGACAUCACGGCGGAGCAACGUAAGUCCAUGCGGUGGUUCCGGGAAAAGUACAUGUAUUAUUCUCAUUGUUAUGAUAACAUAAGGUACCCGGUACAACCACUGCCGGAGUGUGUGACAGUCCUGUCGGAGAGAGAGUUGUUCAAGGACUCCGGGAGUCUGAAGGAGGCUCAGAGAAUGAAGUUUAGAGGUAGCCACCGGAAGCACCGCCGUAGCCGGAGCUCAUGGAGGAAGACCGUCGGUGGUAAAGUUGGUUCAGGUUCUGGCCAAUAA